Molecule: messenger RNA, 577 nt
Organism: Pezoporus occidentalis (night parrot)
Lineage: Eukaryota; Metazoa; Chordata; Aves; Psittaciformes; Psittacidae
Exons: 2
Coding region: 26-577 (183 amino acids)
Source: RefSeq, a predicted model, not a curated record
GCAGCGUUCCCCCUCCCUCUCCAAGAUGGCGCCGGCCGGCCGGACACACAGGCGGCUGCGGCGGCGGCGGCGAGGGACGGAGCCGCACCGGGAGCGGGGCCGCAGCGUCCGCCCGGCGCCUCCUUUGUCUGCAGCCCCGGCUAAGGCGAGCGCUUCCCCCUCCCUACCCCCCUGGGCUGCGCCCCGGCGCCCUCGCCUCAGGGCUCGGCUUCCUCCUCCUCCUCCCCGCCGGGAGCGGCGGCGGGAACUCCCUGCAGGGCCGGCCGGGCGCGGGCGGUCCUUUCCCGGCCCCUUCGCCCUGGGCGGCGGCAUGGCCCAUCCUCGGGCUGAGCGGAGCUGGGUGCGGAGCGCCCCGGCCCAUCGCCUCCCCGGGGAGCGGGCGGAGCGGCCUGCCGGGGCCCGCGGACGGCGGGAGGUCAGCUGCGGGCGGGCUGGCGGCUGCUGCAGCCUCGCUACCCCGAGCCCGCGUUCUCCUCCACGGGCUGCACGCCGUCAGCCGGGGCCGGGGCUGGGGCUGGGGCUGGCGGGGCCGCCGUGCUGCAGGGAGGGGCGGCGCGGGCAGGUCCUGUGCUGCUGA